AUGGAAACAGGCUACCCAGAGGAGCCUGCCCAGGCCAGGUCACAGUCAGUGGCCUGUGGGCAGUCAGAGGGAUGUGACCAGCAGCAGGAGGAGGCUGGGGGCCAGCAGCCUGAACCGGGCAGUGCCUCUGUGGUAGCUGCAGAGCCACAGCAGCCUCAGCCACCCCCUGGCAAGCUGAAGAAAACAGCUUUCAAGCUGUUUGGGGGGAAGAGGAGCAUCUGUACUCUGCCCAGCUUCUUUGGAGGCAGGAACAAAGCCCAGGGGAAAGCAGCUUCUAAAAAGGGCCUCAUCAAAUGCAAGACCCACGACGGGCUCAGCAGUGCCGCGUCCGAGAAGGGUGAUGGGGUACAGCUGGAGAGCCCCUCAGAGGGCAGCAGGGCCUCGCGGCAUUGCCUGUUGCCAAGCUCCCAAAGCGCUCACUCAGCUGUAGACACCAGCACCAGGUGUGAUUUGGGCCAGGGGGACAGCUCUCCACCAGGGAGAAUUGAGGGCUGUGAGAAAAAGCCCAAUGGCGAGAAGUCCUCCUUUCCCAGACCCAAAAAAGGCCUGAAAGGGUUUUUUAACAGCAUCCGGCGUCACCGGAAGAGCAAAGUUACUGAGUGUGAGAAAACAGAGCUCCAUGAGUGGACUGGAGACUCGGAGGAGCCCACCAAAGCUCCUGGAAUGGGAGUGGAGAGCCAAGGGACCGCAGAGGAAAGAGGGUUGGGACCUGUCCCUCUUGCCACAGCCUGCCUGGGGAGCUCUGAGGAUGACCACUCAGUAGGGACAGUGGGCGACUGCGGGGAGGCUGCUGAGCCUGGUUGCCUUGUGGCUGAUGAAGGCAGCUCUGAGGGCUGUGGUGGUGAUGUGGUGGUGACGGCAGGGAAGAGGGACACUCUGGAUACAAAAUUAGAGGCUGAUGGUGUUCUCUGUGUGGAGUUUGACCACGGUGAUAUGCUGCUGGAUUUCCAUCCAGACUUCAUGGACAAUGACCCUCCCUGCCUCCACUCCGGGGACCUUCUAAGCCUCAUCUUAGGAGAUGCCACAUCCCUGAAGAGCUUUGAUUCCCUGACAGGGUGUGGAGAUGACAUCGCUGAGCCUGACAUCACCGAGAGCACCAUCUCUGUGGAGCGCAGCAGAGACGCUGCCAAGCGUAGUUCCUGCCUGGUCACCUACCAAGGCGGUGGGGAGGAGAUGGCCAUACCCGAGGAGGCAGAGGAGUAUCUCCACCAGAUGUGGGAUGGCAGCGUGGCAGGGGACAGGAGCUACGGAGCCCAGGUGUCCAGCAGCAGUUUGGAGACGCAUGCCUCGCAUGAGGCGGAAGCCCAUCCCUACCUGGGGGAUGCCAUGGAUGGCGUUGACCUUCUGACACCACAGAGUGACCAGCAAGAGUCUGCCCCUAAUAGUGAUGAGGGUUAUUAUGACUCCACCACACCAGGGCCAGAGGAUGAAGGCGGGGAUGGGCUUGGUGAGAUCAAGAAGGAGCGUCUGCCCAGGGACAGCUACAGCGGCGAUGCACUUUAUGAGUUUGAUGCACUGAUGAGUCCCUCUCACGGGGAGGAGUCCCUCUUCGAGAGCAAGAUCUCACGCCCGGGCAUCUUCAACUACUUCUUGGACUUCUGCCUCCCCGCUGAGAAGAGCCUGAUCCAGAUGAUGGAGCAGAAGAGAGGAGUGAUGGAAACAGAAGAAGAGCGGCUGGCGGCCAUUCAGAAGGAGCUGCUCUUCUGGGAGCUGCAGAGGGAACCCAUCUUGAAGCGCUUUGAUGUUCCCAGCAAGGAGAAGUGUCCCCGGGAAAAGCAGUGUGUGGAAUGUAAAAGCAGAGCAGCCAGCUCGCUUGGCAAGAGUCAGAGUGGCCUUGGUGGUGAGCAGGUGGCCUCCCAUGCCCCAAGCAGAGGUGUGAAUGGUGGGGUUUCAGUGGCUAGAGCUGAAAAUGCAGAGUGGAGGGAUUUUGCAGGGCCCCUGUGCCCAGAGAGCUCCUACAGCAGCCCAAAGGCCCCAGGAAGUUGCCUUAAUCAGCUCACAAAGAGCAGCUUGGGGUUCGAUUCAGACCCGGGAUUGUUUGGCAUGGUUCCAGCCAAAGCAGGGGUGUUCCCUGGCUACAGACUCCCAGAACAUGAGCAUGGUGGAGUGGAAACUGCCGGCAGCCAGCCCCAGGUGGACAACGAAUGUGAGCCUGAGCACGCUGUGAACUUCUCCCAAGCACUGGUGGAGUUCGCCAGCAGCGGGACCCUCUUCUCCAGCCUCUCCGAAAGCCUGGGGAGCUCUGCCUCUGGCUCUUCUUUCACCCAGAACCUCCCUGCCCUCCCCACUAUGGUCACCUUCGACGUGGUGGACGUGGAGCAGGAAGGAGAGGGAGAGUGUGAGGAGCACCCUGAGAUGAAUGCCGGCGAGGACAUCGCUGAGGAGUUUGACGACGGCUACGGACGGAAAGAGUCAUUGGCUGAAUGCGACGAGAGAAUGUCCCCGGGGUACUCCCCGGGCUCCUUCCAGAGCUGCAACUGGGGUGUCACCAGCCUGCCGCGCCACCUGCGCCUCCACGGCCUGAGCCCCUCCAUGCCAGCACCGCUCUCCAUUGACCGCAGGAGCCGCUCGCUCGACACCGAGAGCCUGGAGCUCGAGCUCGGUGACACGCAGGGUGCCAAGGGUGGCCCUCAGCCCUGCCGCCUCUGGGCCAAGCGGGAGGGUGGCAGAAAGGACUCGGGUGGAGCGAGGAGGAGCAGGAGCAAGGAGGAGGGUGAGUUGGUGGCUCCCGAUGGCGGGUUGAGCUGGCCGGGCUUGCAGCACCUCCAGCAUGACACCGAGAUGGCUGCUGGGGGGGUGAAGCACUGGGACUUUGCUCCAGCUGUGACCAUGGAGAGUGCCUGGGAGCCAGCAGAGCAGCCUGGCACCAUGUCCCCUCCUUUCCUCUCUCUUUCCCGGAGCAUCCCUGGAGAAACCCUGGACACGCAGCCCCAGGAGGCAGAGCUGAACAGACACCCACUCAGACCCUCCAACUUACCUCUGCAGGGCAAGGCCAGGAGGUCCCAGGCGGCAGCUGGCUCCUACAGGUACCAUGGAGAAGCUCCCACCAAAAAGCUGCCCCACUUGUUACCCUUGGGAGAUACGGAGCCCGAGCUGCCCCCGAGCUUCCCUUUCUCCUGCUCCCUGGAGAAACGCCCCAAGUGCAAGCCCGUGGGCAUUGCCCAGGGCGUUCCUCAGCACCCCAGCAGCAGCACUGAUGCCCUCCGGAGCCCGGAGCGCUGCGCAGAGCCCCUGAAGGGCAGAGCCACCCCCGGGCUGCCCACACUGCCUGCCACCAUCAACGUCCCUGACGCCAAGUAG
This is a messenger RNA of Indicator indicator, 3300 nucleotides long. It is a transcript of the gene AMER1, whose product is annotated as APC membrane recruitment protein 1. Lineage: Eukaryota; Metazoa; Chordata; Aves; Piciformes; Indicatoridae. Gene Ontology annotation, molecular function: beta-catenin binding; phosphatidylinositol-4,5-bisphosphate binding. The transcript has a single exon. Gene Ontology annotation, cellular component: plasma membrane. Gene Ontology annotation, biological process: regulation of canonical Wnt signaling pathway. Bases 1 to 3300 code for a protein of 1099 amino acids. The record is from RefSeq and is a predicted model, not a curated record.